Podarcis raffonei (Aeolian wall lizard) is the source of this 1284-nucleotide messenger RNA. RefSeq names its product phospholipase A and acyltransferase 3-like. Gene Ontology annotation, molecular function: A2-type glycerophospholipase activity; glycerophospholipid phospholipase A1 activity. Lineage: Eukaryota; Metazoa; Chordata; Lepidosauria; Squamata; Lacertidae. Gene Ontology annotation, cellular component: cytoplasm. Bases 183 to 1091 code for a protein of 302 amino acids. The transcript is spliced from 7 exons. Gene Ontology annotation, biological process: N-acylphosphatidylethanolamine metabolic process. The record is from RefSeq and is a predicted model, not a curated record.
AAGGGUUUGUACGUGGUUGGAAGGGGGGGUUUCUGCCUCUAGUUUUCUCUACUUUAUCUGCGGUGGUUGCUGGGGUGUAUUGAAUUUGUACCUACCUCAAGCCCAACACUCACAGAAGGAGGCCCUGACGUCUAUGCCCAUUGGAAGCAGACACUGAGAAUAACACACCAAGCCUAGUGAAGAUGAACGACGAGGAGCAAAACCACUCAGCCUUCUUCAUCAGGGUGAAGAACCCAGCUGAGCGGGAUGAAUUAAAACCUGGAGACCUCAUUGAGAUCUUCCGUUCUUCUUGUCAGCACUGGGCCCUCUAUGUUGGGGAUCGGAAGGUUGUCCACUUGGCAACUGAAUGUGGUGACCAUCUUCCGGAUGGAACUCCGAAUGCCUUGGCGGUCUUGCCCGACAGAGCUUAUGUAAAGAAGGAUUGGCUGGAAGACGUCGUGCGGAAGGACCGGUACCGGGUGAACAAUAAACAUGACGAGACGCAGCCGCCGCUCCCCCUGGCCAAGAUACUCUGGCAGGCCGAGGAGCUGGUGGGCAAGGAGAUGCCCUACACCUUCAACAGCCCCAACUGCGAGCAUUUUGUUAUGGAGCUACGAUACGGAGCGGAAAUGAACGAGCAGGAUGAAAUUAAACCUGGCGACCUUAUUGAGAUCUUCCGCUCUUGUUAUCAGCACUGGGCCAUCUACGUUGGGGAAGGCAAAGUUGUUCACUUAGCUCCUGAAUGUGACCGUCUUGCAAACGGUGCCGCCAGCGUACUGGCGGUCUUGUCUGACAGAGCUUAUGUGAAGAAGGACUGGCUUGAUGUUGUGGUGAGGAAAGACCAGUUCCGAGUGAACAACAAGCACGACCUCACGAUUCCUGUGCUGCCACUUGCCAAGAUCCUCCAGCGGGCAGAGGAGCUGGUUGGGAGGGAGAUGCCCUACAAUCUGACGAGCCACAACUGUGAACACUUUGUGAUGGACCUGCGAUAUGGAGUUGCAAUGAGUGACCAGGUCACCGAGGCCAUUGCUGUGGGGACAAUUGGCAUGAUGGGUGUGGCAGCCGCCAUGAUCCGAUCUGCGGCGAAGAGGCGCAAGCACCGCUACGAAUAGCUCGUGGGGAGGGGCCAGGGGCCUCCAUGGCGGGAUCAUUACCAGCUCUGGGGGUGUUUUUUUGACUGCCCAGCGUCUUUUAUUUGACAGAUUGUUUUCAGACCACCAGACCAAAGAUUAAAUCAGAUUUCGUGACAGAAGAAAACCAUCCACCCACACCGUGCUUGGAGCCAAUAAAACUCUCUUCAGGAUA